UCGGACUCCACCGCUUCAUCUGGCUGACGCGCGCCAACUGCUUGUUGGGAGAGAAUUAAACGGCCAGUUACUAAGUUCAGUUCCAGUCAUAUUAACAACUUGAAAGGUGUAAACCUUGGGAUCAAUAGAUCUACAAUAAUGCCUGAGAUUGCCGAGAUCGCGCGGGUGGUGCACUAUCUGCGCCUGCACUUGGUCGGGAAGACGAUCAAACAAGUGACGGCGAUAGAAGACACCAAUGUGUUUGGCAAAGUUGGGACUACUGGGGCGGAGGUUGCGAAGGCAUUGACCGGGAAGAAGGUCAUCUCAGCGGGAACUCAGGGCAAAUACUUCUGGCUUGUUCUCAAUCAAUCGCCUCAUCCUGUAAUGCAUUUUGGCAUGACUGGCUGGAUCCACAUCAAGGGCGACCGGACAGCGUACACCAACUACUACAAGAAGAUGAAGCCUGAAGAAAUGGAUAUGUGGCCGCCAAAAUACUGGAAGUUCCACCUGACGACCGAAGACCCAUCAGUCGAGGUCGCCUUCACCGACCCCCGACGCUUCGGUCGUGUCCGGCUGGUGGAUUGCCCAGGCGAAAGUAUCAGGAAGCACUCGCCGCUUGUAGAGAACGGGCCAGACCCAGUCGUCGAUACCGACGUCUUUACCGAGGAGUAUCUCCGACAGAAGAUGAAGUCACGACACGUGCCCAUCAAGGCACUCAUUCUCGACCAGGCCGUCAUCAGUGGUGUGGGUAACUGGGUUGGGGACGAAGUUCUCUACCAGGCAAAACUCCAUCCGGAACAGUACUGCGACGACUUCAGUGACGAGCAGAUCAAGAACCUUUACAAAUCCAUCCGACAUGUGUGCCAAUUUGCUGUCGACAAGCUCGGGGACUCGGAUCAGUUUCCCAAGGAUUGGAUGUUCCAUUAUCGGUGGGGUAAAGGUCAGAAAGGUGCCGCGGGUCACCUGCCCAGCGGCGAGAAGCUGGCAUUCCUAACUGUUGGCGGAAGAACAAGCUGUUACGCGCCUGAUGUGCAAAAGAAGAGCGGCCGCAUCAUGCCGGGUGUCAAGGAGGAGAUCAUCGAGUCUGACCAAGAGGAAGUCAAGCCUAAGAAAGCUGCCAAGUCGAAGGCCGUCAAAGCCGAGGAUGACCAGCCGCAGGGCAAGAAGAAGCGGGAAGCCGAGGGGGAGGAGCCGCCAGCUAAGAAGAGCAGAGUUGCCCCAAAGAAAGCUGCAACCGGCAAAACAGGGACGGCCAAGGCAGAAGAGACGGCCACGGUAAACAGCAACACCGAGUCAGGGAGGCGGCGUUCGGGCAGGCUGCAAGGAAAUCGACCUGGGUAUUGAUUUUAAGAUCGAGGCCUCUCGGUUUCAGUUU
This is a messenger RNA of Chaetomium fimeti, 1354 nucleotides long. RefSeq names its product Formamidopyrimidine-DNA glycosylase N-terminal domain-containing protein. Lineage: Eukaryota; Fungi; Ascomycota; Sordariomycetes; Sordariales; Chaetomiaceae. Gene Ontology annotation, biological process: base-excision repair. Gene Ontology annotation, molecular function: DNA N-glycosylase activity; DNA-(apurinic or apyrimidinic site) endonuclease activity; zinc ion binding. Gene Ontology annotation, cellular component: nucleus. The transcript is spliced from 4 exons. The coding region runs from base 139 to 1323 and encodes 394 amino acids. The record is from RefSeq and is a predicted model, not a curated record.